This is a messenger RNA of Camellia sinensis, 1845 nucleotides long. RefSeq names its product F-box protein At5g07610-like. The record is from RefSeq and is a predicted model, not a curated record. NCBI's taxonomy places the organism in Eukaryota, Viridiplantae, Streptophyta, Magnoliopsida, Ericales, Theaceae. Gene Ontology annotation, molecular function: protein binding.
GACUCAUCAUAUAUAUACACACAUACAGAGAAAUUCGAGUUCCACAUAUAUAUGUACAAAUAGAAAACAAACCUCUCUCAAUUCACUCCUGUUUGAUACAAAAUGCUAUCCAUUGAAACAAACAACACAGCCAAACUCUUCGAUUAUUCCCCUAUGCCCGAAGAAUACACUUCAUCAUCAGCAGAACGAGUUGCUGCAAACGACGACCUCUCAACCGAAAUCUUAAUCCGCCUACCCUUGAAAUCCCUCCCAAGAUUCAAGUCUGUAUCCAAGCACUGGUUCUCUCUCAUCAGCAGUCCCCAUUUCACUCGCACCCGAAAUGUUGACCCAAGCACUGUCUCUGGCCUGUUCUUGCACUCAUCGUCAUACAUCCCCGAUCUUUGUUUCAUGCCUGUAAACACCGGCAAAAACGCAACUUCCAUAUCCUUUCCAGGUCUAUCUGACAUUUGCAUUAUAAAUUCUUGCUAUGGAUUAAUACUUUGUAAGACUACCAACAAGUAUCAUAUCCUCAAUCCUUUGACCAAGCAAUUCACUACGCUUCCUGAUCCCCAUCCUAAGCACGUAGGUUUGAGUCUAGCCUUUGACCCAUCAAGAUCACCUCACUACAAAGUUGUCUGUGUUUGGGGCCCUAUGCACUACAACAGCUACUACUAUUUUUAUAUGGAGCUAUAUGCAUCCGAGACCGGCUCUUGGAGGGCUUCUGGGGAACAUUUGGGGGCGGAUAUGUUCAUGCAUCUUGAUGGCGGGGUUUAUUGGAAUGGUGCAAUUAACUGGUUCUGUACCUGGGGGAAUUCCAAAUAUUUCAAUAUCGAUGAGGAACGUGUUGGAAUUUUGCCAAUGAUCCCAGGUCUAGGGAAUGAUGAGUAUGAGACGGAAUAUAAGUGUUACGUGGAGUCUCGAGGCCAUUUGCAUCUUGUUCAAGUGUAUGGUCUAAUGACUCGAUUCAAUGUUUAUGAGAUGGAAAGUGUUAAAAAAUAUAUAUAUUAUUGAUUGAUGAAUGUUGUGUGUAUUACAAAUAGUGAGUGGCUCAUUAUAUAGGAGUGGGUGAGUGUAGUAGGUGAGGAGUAGGUGAGGAGUAGGUGGUGGUAGGUGAUGGUAAAUGGGUGGUAGGUGAUGUAAAAUUUAACAGUCCCCCGCAAACUCAAGGAGGAUAGAAACUAACCAACUUGAGUUUGGAGAGAGGAACAAAAUAAUAAAAUACAUAAAAGUAAAAAAAUAAUAAAAAAAAGGAUAGGAGACACUGUAUGGUCGUGUCAGACCGUUGAUGAAGACACUGGAAGGUUGUGUCAUAACGAUGUAGAGGACACUGGAUGGUUGUGUCAUAACGUUGUAGAGGACACUGGAAAAGCUAACCGGAAUCAAUGUCGGGACAGUUUAUGGGGUCAUGUCGGACCGUUGAAAAAUGCGCACCCUCAAAAGGUGUGCCCAAUCUGUCAAAAGGCGUGCCAUCAAAAAGCGUGCCCAAUUUAUCAAAAGGUGUGCCGGACAUGAUGGCGAGGCACGUGAGUUUGUCGUCUUGGCUGGCGCGCCCGUUUGUCGUCUGGCGCAAGGGGCGCGCGAUACGCGUGGCUGCCUUGGCUAUUUAACCAAGGUUGAUGCUGAGGCGGAGGCAGACAAAAAAACUUCUGAAAAUCCCCUGAAAAACUCGUCCUUUGCUGAGAGAGAUACUCUGUAACACUCGGUAACACGCUGUUGCCCAGAAAAAUGGCUUCAUCUUCCCGCGGUCUGCUCACCCUCUUUCCCGACCUCAAUGAGUCAACAAGAGAGAUAACUGGAGCGGGGGCACUGGAACCUCAACCAAGUGCCCCGGAGUUUGCUCCGCUGAACUUUCCGAUGCGGUCUGUG